AUGAACGGGUUUGUCGAGGAGCAGGCACGGCAAGAACGGCAGGGAAAGGAAGCAGGGGGGGGCUCGAUCCCGGGCCAAGACCCGCCAGUGAAGUGCUUAUGGAGUCGAUUGACCAACAAGGAAUUGGUCGGGCGACGGAGCCAAUCGCCAGGAGCAAAUGCCACGUUACGCGUCCAAAAGCAGCAUCCGGAAGCCGCGAGGGCGCGUGGCCAAGGAGGGCGGCACCACGGCGGCUAG
Molecule: messenger RNA, 237 nt
Organism: Gaeumannomyces tritici R3-111a-1
Lineage: Eukaryota; Fungi; Ascomycota; Sordariomycetes; Magnaporthales; Magnaporthaceae
Exons: 2
Coding region: 1-237 (78 amino acids)
Source: RefSeq, a predicted model, not a curated record